GCUGACACUCGGUUGGCACUGCUUUGCGAAUGGAUAUCGCUUGUAGUUGGAAACGAAAUCGUAAGCAUUCAAGUAGUGCCCAUCACCUGAUAUAUAAAGGGAAACUUGUUUUAUUUCGCCAAUGUCGACAUUCGACCAGCUCAUCGACGACCUGACACGGGACGCAAACCGUGUGCAGCCCAAUGACGCGCUGCAGUUCUGUGCGAAUUGGUUUCAACAGCGGUUGGAGGAGCAGCGGGCACGGACCCGGGAUGCUCUGUCUCGUCGUUCGCGUGCAUUUUCGCGUGAACUCCCUAGCGAGCUCUAUGUCGACACGGCCUUUGGUGCCCGACAGAACCCAGAAACUGUCUCUCCACUUGAUACAGCGCCCCGCUCGUCGUUCGCUGGCAGGAACAGCACCUCUUACAGCCCAUUUGGCACCCUCAACGUUCCCGGUAAUGCUUUGCUCGCCAACAACCCGCCCGUCGUCCAGUUCAACACGACCCCGACCUCGCCCUUGACGACACCGAUGGUCAACCCCUUCGCACAAUUUGACGAUGGUGGCGGCGUCGCUCAACCCACCAAUCCAGGCGACUACCUACAUCCACCCGUUCCUACCAUCUUUCAACGUCGCACCUCCGUCUCAGCAGAAUCCAUCCCUGUCGACAGCUCCCCAGACGAACCGCUUCCUGUAUUCCCAAAAACUUCUGACCAGCUUCGUCGCAUUAAAGCAUCCAUCGCGAACAACUUUAUUUUCCGCGAUCUUGACGAGGAGCAGGAAACAGGCGUGCUCAAUGCCAUGCAGGAAAAGAAGACGGAGAAAGGCGAGGUGGUUAUACGCCAGGGUGACGUAGGCGACUACUUUUAUGUCGUCGAGUCGGGCCUGCUUGAGUGCUUCAUCCGGUCGGAUCCUUUACCCCCAGCGGGACUUCGCUCCUCAGAAGACAAGUUCCUCCAGCCUGGGUACCACCCUGAGUUUGGGAAAUGUGUAGCAGAGUGCACACCGGGGGCCUCAUUUGGAGAGCUGGCACUGAUGUACGGCCAUCCUCGUGCUGCGACGGUUCUGUCUACUGAGCCUUCUACCUUGUGGGCGCUGGACCGCAUCACCUUCCGGACAAUCAUACUGAAGGCGGCUCAUCGACGACGCACGAUGUAUGAGCACUUUUUAUCAUCUGUGGCCCUCUUGUCAUCUCUAGACGCUGCCGAACGCAGUAAAAUCGCUGAUGCGCUGGUUAGCAGGGUGUAUGGGGACGGAGAGGCCAUUGUCAGGCAAGGAGAGAUGGGAGACACGUUCUUUUUCAUCGAAGAGGGUGAAGCUGUAGUGACAAAGUCGCAGGAAGGUAGCAAUGGCCAAGUUCGCGAGUUUCAAGUGGGGCAUUUGAAGAAGGGAGAUUACUUUGGAGAGUUGUCACUUCUGCACUUGGCUCCUCGCGCUGCGACUGUCAGUGCAAUCGACCGGGGAGAUCACGCUCUUCCAAAGCUCAAGGUGGCGGCUUUGGAUGCGCAGGCUUUCACUCGGCUUCUUGGGCCCCUUCGGGAUCUGAUGGAGCGAAGGGCUGGGGAACAGUAUGGGUCCGGCCCAAGAUUGUCACGCUAGAGUGGUGAUGGUUCAGUAUUGUUUUUUAUCCUCGUUAUUCAUUGUAUCGAAAGUACGUUUUCAAAUUUUGUUUUGCAUGUAGCUAAGUAAAGCUCUGUAUGGCUGCUCGUUCGGAAUGUCUGCUGUCUCUUUAGAAAAUUGAAAUGACUUGUGUCUGAGA
Molecule: messenger RNA, 1736 nt
Organism: Desarmillaria tabescens
Lineage: Eukaryota; Fungi; Basidiomycota; Agaricomycetes; Agaricales; Physalacriaceae
Product: cyclic nucleotide-binding-like protein
Exons: 4
Coding region: 122-1576 (484 amino acids)
Biological process (GO): negative regulation of cAMP-dependent protein kinase activity
Cellular component (GO): cAMP-dependent protein kinase complex; nucleus
Molecular function (GO): cAMP-dependent protein kinase inhibitor activity; protein kinase A catalytic subunit binding; cAMP binding
Source: RefSeq, a predicted model, not a curated record